AUGGCUCCACCACACGCGGUCGACCCCGAUAGCGACCAGGAUGGCGACAGCGGUUCUGCCGGUUCAACGUCGUCCUCUGUCAGCUACACUGCGAUGCCCCCUCAGUGGAAUUUAACGACGAGUCCCCACCCCGAAGACAUCUCAGAACGUCUGCGCAACCUCGCAGUUACAGAUCUGCGCGUGGGCUUCACGAGGCAGUCCUUUGCAGGCGAACCCAUCUCGACAAUGCACAGAAAUAUGGUGCAUAUCUACUUUUCCUUGCAGGAAGAUUAUGUGACGCGCAGCUGCACCUAUGAUUCUGUCACAAUACGACCCAUUCCGAGCCAUAGGUAUCUAGGAACCUGGCGCGAAGCCAACGUCUGGUUUAUGCCUACAAACGCCUUCUGGAGACCCCAGUUCAAUCGAAUGUGCGAGCUCAGGUUCUCCAACAGCACCACCAUCAACAACAUUCUAGAUACUAUGAUGGAUGGUGCCUUCCACAAAUUCAGCUUUGAUGUCAACGAUGAAGCUGACAUCUACGGCUCACGCGACUGGGUGCUCGUCGAACGCGAUUUCCUUGACCCCAAUAUCGUGUCGACGGAUCCGCUCGUACCGGGGCUAGAGGACACCAACAUCUUCACCAUCUUGGGCAAUUUAUACGUUGAACGACCCCGAGGCGGAGGCGAGCCAUGCCUGAUUCGAAGAGGCUAUUUUGAACGGUACCCUCGGAGAGUGCGAACCUUCAUGCGCUACGAUGACUUUGGAACGAACGAUGCUCCAAGGGAUGAACAUCCUCUCACAAAUGGUGUCAGUCGGCAUUCUGAGGAUUCUGACUAG
This is a messenger RNA of Thyridium curvatum, 816 nucleotides long. RefSeq lists its product as uncharacterized. Bases 1 to 816 code for a protein of 271 amino acids. The transcript is spliced from 2 exons. The record is from RefSeq and is a predicted model, not a curated record. NCBI's taxonomy places the organism in Eukaryota, Fungi, Ascomycota, Sordariomycetes, Thyridiales, Thyridiaceae.